UCUCUCCUUUCCUCCAGCAUCUUGCAAGGAGAGAGAGAGGUCCUGGGGGGAAGGAGCCACCUCUCAAAGCCGGGGCUCCAGGGCUUGGAGAGCGAGUCCCAUGCUUCCUUUACACACAGAGAGAGAAACCCACGCUUGGCAGUAGUAGCCAAGGAGCCCGGCAUCCUCCUCCUUCUCCUCCUGCUGCUGCUGCAUUGGCUGCCUUUGGAGGGGAGCCUCCUUUGCCCAUCUCCAUCCCCCUCUUUCUCGCCUUUGCCCCCCACUUGAGGCGAGAUCAGAGGGAGGAAGGAAGAGGAAGAGGAAGGGGAAGAGGAGGAAGCGGCAAUUGCGGCGGAGGAGCAGGAGGAGGAGGAGGAGGAGGAAGAAGAGUUGCAACUCCUUGCUGGGUGUGUGUAAGGAGGCGAUGCUGCUGCUGCUGCUGCUGUUGCUACAGCCGGGGAKCGAGGUCUUGGCUGUGACCAGAAGGGACCCAGACCCUCAGGAAGCUGCCUUGACCCGAUCCGAUUGAAGGAGAAGAAAGAGGAGAAAGGGAAGAAGAAGAAGAAGAAGAAGCAUUUGGAGGAAGAGAAGAGGAGCGGCAUCAUGAAGACUUGGCUGCUCCGGGCGCUGGGCUGCCUCCUGGCUUGGGGCUCUUUGUGCGUCUGCCUUCCUGUACUGGAAGAUGCUGGUACCGAAGGUCUGAGCUCAACUUCCCUGGUGGAUUUCAGAGCAAUAUCCCAUCUAGAGUCUUUGGACUCCAGUGAACAGGCCAACCAGGAAGUAUCUGAGCUUGGCCCAAGUGCUCUGCAAGCCGCACCUGGCUCUGGUUUUUCUAGUGAAGAGAAUGAAGACUCCAAGGCUCUUCAGCCCCAGUUUUUCUGGGAAGAUGGUGGGGACAUCAAUGAUUCCAGCUUGGAUGUGGGACCAGCAUCAGAUUACAGUUUUCCCCUUGCCUCCCAGAAGGCCUUGCCUAAAGGAAAUGGGACACAGAUCAAAGACCCUCAGGAAGUGCCCAUUUUCCACCAGUCAUUUGAUUCCAUUGAGCCUGGCUCUGAAGUGCCUUCCACCAGUGCUCUUGAGGAAGAGGAAGGGUUGCUUCCUUUAAACCAGUCAAAAGGAGUAUCUCAGAGCAGUCAAAUAUCUAAAUCCAGUUUUUCUGAAACACCUGAGCCGGAUUCAUCACACUCAGUUCUUCUUUCCACCACAACCAGCACAACAGUUCCUGUGACUGAAGUGGCUGCAGACAAGCCAGAAGAAGACUCUGCUCCUGAACAUGCUUCCUCAGACUUUGACCCAGGGAGCAGCAUGGGUCCCAGUGUCUUGCCUCAGUCCUCCAUUUUGUCAGCUACUCCGAAAGGAACCCAACUUGCCCCAGAAGUUACUCCCAAAGUAACUCCAGAAAAUCCAGUAGCCACAGUAGGAGGAGAACAUAUGAAGACCAUAACAACAUCUACAAUGCCCACUGAUGUAAGAGAAGUUGAAAGCACCACAAAUGAAGACAAUCUAAAGCCCACAGCAGGAGCAGGAAUGGGGCAUACUUAUUCAACUGCAUGGACAGUAGCUGUAGAGAUUACAGAAGUGGCUGAGACAAAGAAGCAGACAGAGGAUGAUCUUCUAAUAAUAAGAUCUCAUGAAGAUGGCACCCAAGUUUCUGAGACUGUUCCCAGGACUUUUAGCAGCCCAUCAAACCCCAACUCUUCAGUGGAUUUCUGGGAUUGGACUGAUGAGCCAGCACCUACCCCUACUCCUAGUCAGAAUAUGACAGAGUUGUCAGUCACAGCAACUGCUACAUCAGAGCGAAGCUUUGCUCCACGAACUGGAGAUUCCCGCAUGGCUGUGCUGUCCACAGGGGUCCCCUGGAGUCUGACACAGGUGACCUGUAAGGACUGGAGUAAUUUGGCAGGCAAAAACUACAUAAUCCUGAACAUGUCAGACAACAUUGACUGUGAGGAGUUCCGAGUGGAGAGGGGCCUCCAGUUGUUGGCUUUGGUAGAGGAUGCUUUCUCAACAUAUGAAAACGGACUUCAGGGCCAAUGGUUGAUCUCCCUCAGCAAACCCAAUGAGAAUGACAAACACCUGCUCAUGACCUUGGCUGGAGAACAUGGGGUUGUUCCGACGAAUGAUGUCCUUCUGGCAUUGGGUGACAUGCGGAGGAGUUUAGCUGAAAUUGGAAUCCAGAACUAUACCACUACGUCUGGUUGCCAGUCACGUCCCAGUCAGACCCACAGUGAUUAUGGGAAACUCUUUGUGGUGCUGGUAAUCAUUGGCUCAAUCUGUGUCAUCAUCAUUAUCAUGGGACUGAUUUACAACUGCUGGCAAAGGCGUCUACCCAAGAUGAAGAAUAUGUCCCAUGGCGAGGAGCUACGCUUUGUUGAGAACGGCUGCCAUGACAAUCCCACCUUGGAUGUAGCCAGUGACAGCCAAUCAGAAAUGCAAGAAAAGAAGCCAAGUGUGAAUGGCGGGGGAGCUGUGAAUGGACCCGAAAGUUGGGAUGUUCUUAUUGACAAGCGGCCAGGCGAAGAAGGAGAUGUGUUUGAGGAAGAUACACACCUUUAAAUGCAGGGCCCAUGCAUCUGACUGCACUCUUACUUAACAAUAGGGCCAUAUGGGGAGGGUGGCUCCUCAGGAACUUAUUUUUCAGGUUUGGACUGGAUCUGCCCAUCAUUACGGUCUCAAGACACCAUCGUAGUCCUGGAGCCAGACAGCCACCCUGAUCAGAAGUGGUUUUUGGGAGGGUGGGGUGUGUUUUUUGUGUUGUCAGUAGCGCCAAUGCUUUAAUCACUUUUUAAAUGCACUUGCUCUAGUUCUUUGGUAGAAGUGGGGGAUGGCCAAGUUUGGACAAUACAUGGUACCUUGACUUAGCAUCACCCCAGAAUUUGCAGAAGGAUUCAUCAAGGAGGAAGCAAGCCACUUUCACACAGAACAGCUGGAAUCACAGACUGUCUCUUUAUAUGCAAUAGGAAAAGCAAGGAAGGAACCUGCACAUUUUAAAAAUCUUGGAUUAGUGGUGCAUCACGACUCUCUUGUCAUUUGCCACUCCUGUUGCCCAGCAUGAGUGGUCACUGGACUUCCUUUUCAAGCUGCCAAGUAGUGCGUAGUGGCUGGGCUAAUGCAUCUUUUUGUAGGUUGAUAAGGUUUUGUUUGACUUCUCUGAGAAGUUGUAUUGGCAGCAAACAUAUUCUGCACAGGGAUCAAAAGUUCUGUAAUGCCCUAACUCUAGAUUCUAACACAAUAGAUUGCAUUUGCCCCAUUACUGAGCUAUGAUCUUUGCAAGAGAAGCUCCUUUUGUGAUUCCAAAACUCUUUGUGGAAAGGACAGAAGUUGGCGUGGCCUUGAACUGAUCCAACUUGGUUGAUCUGAAUUCUGAAAACAAUUUUCCUAAUAUAUAAUGAAUCCUGCUAUUGUGCAAGAAGACUUCUGGGUUGAGAAUUGGAGAACUCAGAAUAGUCAACAGCAGCAACAAAAUAACCCCUAUCCUCAGCCUGGGAUGUCUCUGUCACUUCAUUUAAUGUACUUAACUAUAACACCUAGAGUGAUUACUGUCUCUCAUGUUGUUUGAAUGGUCUUGAAUUAUGCAGAUGGAAAAUAUCAAGCCCUGUUCCGUACCUGUGCAGUAGAUUUUAAUUUGCCCCCUUCCUGUAUGUCAAGAGUAGUUCACUUUAAACAAAUGUGGUUGGUGAAUUCAUGCCCUUGAGAUCAGGAUUAGACUCAAGCAUUCCCAUAUGAAUGUGUGUCUGGCAUGCCUUGGGCAAGGGAGAAUGCCCCAGGCUCUUCUUGAGAAGCACUUGCAUAGACAGAAUGUUACUUGGCCUUCUAUAUUCAGUGCUGAUCUAAAAUAGUACUUUUGCUCCAUUUCCCCACAGUGUUUUCUUGCGACACACAUUCUGUGUUUCAUUUUGAGCCAAACAACACUUGCUUUAUGACUGUAUACCGAGUAAAGAGCAAGUUUCCCUAUAUAUGGCCCUUAAAAUAAUAUCUCUAUUACACACACACACAAUUUAUGUAUUAAUAAGGAUUGACAAUGAACUUGUAAUUAAAAAAUGUUGGCAUAUCAUGUCUAAGCACUUGCAUCUGAUCUCCAUGAGACAUAAAGCAGUCUUGUGAGUAGUUCCAUUUUGUAUGUAAAUAUAUAAACAAAAUUAAAGGCUGCACAAUUAUCACCUCUAGACAUUAUUGUGCAGAAUUUGUUUUUUUUUUAAUGUGAGGCUAUAUAAGAUAAAAAUAAGAAAGCCCUCAUUAAAUUCCAGUUGGAGGGAGCAAACACAGUUUUUCAUUUCAGAACUGCAGUUUCCUUUCCAUUGGUGGGAUACGUGCCACUUUGUGCAACCUCUGACAUUGUUUUUAAGAUCUUCCACAAUUUCUCAUUAAUUUCCUUUAUUCUAGCCUUCCUUUUCCUGCCAAUAUAGACUGUUCUAUUUUGUCUUGUCAGCAACUGGGCACUAUGGAUAGCAGUUUGUCACAGUAUGCAGUAAUUUUAAUAUAUCUACAUUGUGCAUUCAUAUAUCUAUAAAUACACAUAUGUGAAUGCAUACCCAUAUAUGAGAACCCCAUUCUACUUCUGCCAUUCAGUCUUAUGUUUUACUAGUCUUUGUUCUUUAACCAAUUGAUUAUAUAAAAUGUCUGCUUAUGUAUUACUAUGAAGGCAACUGACUUUCACUUUUGAGAUAGAAUAUGGAUGAUAAAAAGGCACAAUUCUACCUUAAUCAUAGAAAUGGAAUGUGCCUCGUACUUGGAGUCACAAUCAGCAAUCUUUUACAAUAUAUUGACUUGCAUUUCAAUUCCGUAGACAAAUGAUCCACAGGAAUAGCAUGUAUGAUGCACUAGGCUGGUAGUGAAUGUAAAGGAGGUUAAGGUGGGCCUGGAUAAAUACAAUCCAUUUCCAAGAUAAGAUGCACCAGGCUUUUUUCCCUACCACUUUUCUUCUUUCAUGCUGCUCUGCCUUUGCUCAGCCUCUGCCUUCCUCUCACUUAUUUCUAGUCAACAGAAUCUUGUGUGGAGAUGCCAUAUAAUGUUGUGGACUGAAUGUAAUGAAAUUGUGAUCAAGUUCUCAAGGUAGAAGCAAUGGAAAUAAUAAACUAUCAUUUAUAUUCUGAACUAGUGACCUGUAACUGCAAUGAAGAGGAUGUUCCCCUGAAA
Molecule: messenger RNA, 5115 nt
Organism: Anolis sagrei ordinatus
Lineage: Eukaryota; Metazoa; Chordata; Lepidosauria; Squamata; Anolidae
Gene: PODXL2
Product: podocalyxin like 2
Biological process (GO): leukocyte tethering or rolling
Source: RefSeq, a predicted model, not a curated record